GGCCCAGGGCUCAGUUUUAGUUCAGUUCUCUAUCAGUUCGGUCCUGUGUUUUGUUGUUUUUUUUAUUUAUCUGUUAUUAUGGUUUAAUAACUUAACAAACUUUACAACUCAGAUACAUCUCGUGCUCAAAAAACCAGUGAACAAAAUGGAAAAGAAUAUGUUUUUGUCACGCGUGAAAAAAUGGAACAAGACAUUUCGGAAGGGAAGUUCAUAGAGCACGGGGAAUACAAAGGGAAUCUGUAUGGAACAUCAGCAGAAAGUGUGGAAACUAUAGUGAACUCAGGGCGCGUAUGUGUUCUGAGUCCUCAUUGGCAAGCGUUGAAGAUGCUGCGAACCCCGAGACUGCGGCCGUACAUUAUAUUUAUAAAACCACCGUCGUUAAAGACACUUUCCGAAACCAGGACUGCUGCGAAUGCGCGCUCGACAUUUGACAAGGAGAGCUCGAGAGCUUUUACAGAAGAGGAGUUCGCAGAUAUUAUAAGGUCAUCGAAUCGUAUAAAUUUUCUGUAUGGCUACAUGUUUGACGAGGAGAUAGUAAAUGAAGAUCUGGCUACCGCACUCACACAGCUUCUGAAAAUGGCCUGGCGGGUGCAGUCCGAGCCGCUUUGGGUCCCGGCGGCUUGGGUGCAGUAAGAUGUAUCCGGUUGUAACGUUAGUUUAAGUUAGUUCAAUUCUAGUCAAAUUUUUGUUCAGUUAGGAUUUUUAGAAUAAUUUUGUUAAUAUUUGUUAAUUAUUUAUAGACCUUUUAGUAUUUUUUUUUUAUUGUAAUCGCUGGCAAAAAAAAAUAUCAGUCAUUAUAUUUUCGCGUUCUUUCGUAUUUCUAUUUUUUUUGUCCUUUUGAUGUAAAAAUGUAUAUACUUGUGUUUUCCGUAUUCAAUUUAUGUGCCCUUUUAGGUAUAGAUAUAUUUAUUUAUAAAAAAUAUUAAUCGUCCUAUGUGUGCGUAAUCUCUAAACCCAGGAAAACUCCAAUGCUUUAGACCCGUAACUGCAAUCUGCGUGAUUUUAGAUGUGUUCCUUUGACAAAUGAUCAUUAAUACGUUAAUUUGGAUCGAGGCGAUUGUAAAAUGUUAAUAAAAGUAACCUUAUAACAGCACCACCUGAAAGCCAGCGACGGAGUAUUACAUUAAAUUAUAUUAUAUUAUAGGAAUAUCCGACCUAUUUACUACAAAUGCUACACGUAGAGCAUUGAGCGUAUAGCACGAAGGAAACUUAAUAAAAUGCAAACUCAUAAAUUCGCUAAUGCACAUGAUACUCAUUCUCAUUAUUCAUGAAUCACCAAACCAUAUGAUAAUAUAAGUUUAGUUAAUCAGUACGUCUUCCUUGCCGUGCUAUAUGCUCAAUGAUGUGUGUGACAAAAUGUUUAAUCAAAUCUUCUUUAACUGAGUCGCGAAAUCUCUUCGAGUUGUCUCCAGUACUUUAUAUACCGAUGAUUGGCUCACCGCGUGUAUGUUAUUUUCACAAAUCUUCAUAUAUUUCCUAGAAUUAAUGAUAUAUACAAAUAUUCAUUAGGUAACGUAUUGGUAACGAUGUUGUAGUAUCGGUUUGCAAUAUUUAUUAGCUUAUUUACUAUUCGUAUUACAAUUCUUAUCAGUAAUCAGAACUCGAUACACGAUGGUUCCAGUACUCUUAGAGCCCUUAGUUCUUGUAUCGUAUCUUUUACUUCUAGUCUCGGUAACUGUACUCUCACGCGGUAGGACUUGCGACCUUCUGAUCUUUAUUUAUUGGAAUAAAUUUUUGAAAAGUAGAAUGUCUUAAUCGAAGUAAUAAGUAAUCUACGAGCCUCUCUCAAAGCCCUAUAGUUUACUAGAGCGCCUCUAUUUAAUCUUUCAAAGACGCGCCAAUACGUUUCUUUAAUAAAAAUCUUAUAAUAUAUUUAUUUUUUAACGUAAUUAGUAUGUAAACGUGUUAAGGGUGAUCGAUAUUCCCCGCACUCUUUUACGCUAAAGGCAAACGAACCGUAGUUGUAAAUACAUAGUUCGUACAAGAGUAUUUUAUCUUAGGGUAAGUAAUGUACAUUACAAUAAUAUUUUUUAAAAUUGCUUUCAAAACGUAGUUCUUAGAAUAGGGAUUUUAUAUCCAAGGAUUCCACCGCUGCGGACAUUUAUUUAAAUAUUAUUAUUGAUAUUUAGAUAAAUGCUGUAUCUGAGUGAGGUUGAUGUUGUUUUAGUAAACUAUAAUAAGAAAGUUCAUUUGUAUUUAAAAGCCAGUUAAAAGUU
Molecule: messenger RNA, 2216 nt
Organism: Vanessa tameamea
Lineage: Eukaryota; Metazoa; Arthropoda; Insecta; Lepidoptera; Nymphalidae
Product: MAGUK p55 subfamily member 7-like
Exons: 3
Coding region: 181-633 (150 amino acids)
Cellular component (GO): plasma membrane; cell-cell junction
Source: RefSeq, a predicted model, not a curated record